CUACGUAGGCUGAGCUCCAUGAACCUCAGGGAAGGGGCUGUUUCAGGGUUUGGCUUAGAGAUCCUCAUCCUGGUAGUUAUUUUGCUGGGAAAGAACAUUCAAGUGCUCUGCCUACGUAGAGUCCUGUGAAGCAGUGGAAUAUCAUUCUCAAAUAGAGAACAUGGACGAAGAUGGAUAUACUCAAUUAGACUUCAGCACUCGAAACAUCCACAAAAGACCUGUAAAAUCAGAGAAAGGAAGCCCAGCUCCAUCUUCUCGUUGGCCGUCCAUUGCGGUAGCUUUAGGAAUCCUGUGCUUGCUCACAGUAGUGGUCGCAACAGUGCUGGGUGCCCUAGCAUUUCGGAGAUUCAAUUCAGGGAGAUAUCCAGAGGAGAAAGACAACUUCCCAUCAAGAAAUAAGGAGAACCACAAACCCACAGAACCAUCUUUAGAUGAGAAGGUGGCUCCCUCCAAGGCAUCCCAAACUACAGGCGUCUUUUCUGGACCUUGCCUUCCCAAUUGGAUCAUGCAUGCCAAGAGCUGUUAUCUAUUUAGCUUCUCAGAAACUUCCUGGUAUGGAAGUAGGAGUCACUGUUCCCAGCUAGGAGCUCAUCUAUUGAAGAUAGACAACGCCAAAGAAUUUGAGUUCAUUGAAAGCCAAACAUCUUCUCACCGUGUUAACUCAUUCUGGAUAGGUCUAUUUCGCAAUCAGAGUGAAGGGCCGUGGUUCUGGGAGGAUGGAUCAGCAUUUACCCCCAACUCGUUUCAAGUCAGAAAUACAGCUCCCCAAGAAAGCUUACUACACAAUUGUGUUUGGAUCCAUGGGUCAGAGGUCUACAACCAAAUGUGCACUGCUUCCUCAUCCACUAUCUGUGAGAAGGAACUGUAAAAUGUAAUGUAUGUGAGAGUGUAAAGGUGGUAUGCAUGUGUGUGUGCACGAGCACACACACCCGCACACAUCACCACCACCAUAACCACCAACACAACCAACAACAACAACAACAACAGCAACAGCAAAACAGAACAGAACAGAACAGGAAAGAUGAAUAUUGAAAAUCAGAGAAAACGCUGAAAUGCUAAGAGACUUUAACCUCAGCUGAGAACUUGGAUGCAGAAGCUAAGACUUCUGCACUUGCCAGCUUCAUAAAGAAGGCAGUGCUAUCUUCCAGUUAGUAAGCCACUAGAUGUGAAAUGAAGGCAGCUCAGAAAUAGGGAAUAUGUGAACAUGAGGUAUCCUAACCCAAAUGCCACAACCACAACAAAACCCCUACACCAUCAGGAAAUAGUGUAGAGGGGGGCUGAAGAGUCUAAGAGUCAGAGGACCAGCAUGCCUACUGCUGGUGUCUUCUAGACAGGACUCACUUCCAGGAACUGAGUACCCAGGUAAUAACAAUACAAUUUAGCAAACAAGAUGUGCAUAAUAACAACCUCAGUUGGUAUGCCAAUACAGAUGUAGAAAUUUCACAGGGUCCUACUCCCCACAUGAAGGACUACAGGCCAUUAAUGAUUCUCAAAGAGGGAGAGAGCUUUCCUCAGGAACAAGCCUCCUGAUGGGUUCCUGAACCCCAAGCAGUCAGCACUGAACACACGUACAGAACAGUAUCAUUGAACCAGUAAGACAUAUGCAUAUAUGUUAAUCAAAAGGUAUUACUGGAGUACACACUGUGUUUGCAUGAUUUGCUCAGUGUCUAGCAGUACAUCAGACACAGGGAGAAGGCAUAAUGCACUUCUAAAUUGAGACGUGAAGGGAUGAGGGAAGAAAAUCUUCACUAUAACCAGAGCUUUUAUUUUCAUCCACAUGAUCACUAUUAAGAUGAUCAUCACUCAAACGUAGUGACCCAAGCUUCUUCCCCAACUAGAUAACCCAGAGAGUCUGCCCGCCUUUUCUGAUAGCAAAAUCUGCUACGACAAGGUGCUUCCCUCACAGGAAGCACUCUCCUUAAAUGUUAGAGUUGGAAAGAUAAAUGAUAUCGGAUAGUGGAUAUUUAAAAGGCACCCAGUCAGGAUUCGUGUUUUUGAGCACAGAAUGUAUUUCAUCUUUUUAGGACAUACUAUUUUGCAGUUAACAAUCAAUUCUUUAGUCAUUUCCUUACAAACGUGCGACUGGAAUGUGACUCUGUUUCCUAGUGUGACCUGCCUUGCUGCCUUCUAAGAUUGUCCAUUAAUGCCACCCAUAUUUCCUGUGUGAAUUUCCAUAUUGCUGGGGAUCUAUUUGUAGCUUCCUCAGACUGAUCAAUGUGUGGGUAGAAAUUGUUCUGAGUCCACUGAAUUAUUCACUUGAAAAUGAUUGGUUUUAUGUCACUUUCAUCUUAACUGAAGAAAAAAAAAACCUGCUUAUUAAAGGACCUUUGGCCUCUGGAUAACUUGCCUAUAUGUAGCAAUCACUAACAUAAUUCUUGCCUUCUCCCUAAAAAGUUGAUGAAUUUGAUACUAGGAAAUGUGUAUACUAGAUAGUUUUUCACUGAAGCAUAAACUUGGGUUCUUAAAGAUGUUAUAACGUCUCCAAGAAAAAAAAUAAACAUUUUUGUGAGGUUUGCUCUCA
Messenger RNA from Rattus rattus (black rat), 2521 nucleotides. It is a transcript of the gene Clec7a, whose product is annotated as C-type lectin domain containing 7A. Gene Ontology annotation, biological process: positive regulation of lymphocyte activation; detection of fungus; positive regulation of wound healing. Gene Ontology annotation, molecular function: (1->3)-beta-D-glucan binding; pattern recognition receptor activity. Gene Ontology annotation, cellular component: cell surface. NCBI's taxonomy places the organism in Eukaryota, Metazoa, Chordata, Mammalia, Rodentia, Muridae. The coding region runs from base 161 to 868 and encodes 235 amino acids. The transcript has 6 exons. The record is from RefSeq and is a predicted model, not a curated record.